This is a messenger RNA of Saccharomyces mikatae IFO 1815, 3294 nucleotides long. RefSeq names its product DNA-directed DNA polymerase delta POL3 (gene POL3). Gene Ontology annotation, molecular function: 3'-5'-DNA exonuclease activity; DNA binding; nucleotide binding. NCBI's taxonomy places the organism in Eukaryota, Fungi, Ascomycota, Saccharomycetes, Saccharomycetales, Saccharomycetaceae. The coding region runs from base 1 to 3294 and encodes 1097 amino acids. The record is from RefSeq and is a predicted model, not a curated record. The transcript has a single exon. Gene Ontology annotation, biological process: nucleotide-excision repair, DNA gap filling; DNA-templated DNA replication; DNA replication proofreading. Gene Ontology annotation, cellular component: delta DNA polymerase complex.
AUGAGUGAAAAAAGACCUCUUCCCGUGGUAGAUGUGAAGAUCGAUGACGAGGAUACUCCCCAGUUGGAAAAGAAGAUUAGGCGGCAAUCAAUAGAUCAUGGUGUUGGGAGUGAACCUGUUUCAACAAUAGAGAUUAUUCCAAGCGAUUCUUUUCGAAAAUAUAAUAGUCAAGGCUUCAAAGCAAAGGAUACAGAUUUAAUUGGUACGCAACUAGAGUCCACAUUUGAACAUGAACUGUCUCAAAUGGAACAUGAUAUGGCUGAACAAGAGGAGCAUGAUCUUUCAUCGUUCGAACGUAAGAAGCUUCCGAGUGAUUUCGAUCCAAAUAUAUACGACAUUUCUUUCCAACAGAUUGAUGCUGAACAAAGCGUACUAAAUAGCAUGAAAGAUGAAAAUACAUCGACAGUGGUAAGGUUUUUUGGUGUUACUAGCGAAGGACAUUCUGUGCUUUGUAAUGUUACAGGUUUUAAGAACUACCUUUUUGUACCAGCGCCUAAUUCAUCCGAUGCUAAUGAUCAGGAGCAGCUUAAUAAGUUCAUCCACUACCUAAACGAAACAUUUGAUCAUGCCAUUGAUUCGAUCGAAGUUGUAUCCAAACAGUCUAUCUGGGGUUAUUCCGGUGAUACCAAGUUACCAUUUUGGAAAAUUUACGUCACUUAUCCGCAUAUGGUUAACAAACUGCGUACCGCAUUUGAAAGAGGUCACCUUUCAUUCAAUUCGUGGUUUUCUAAUGGUACGACUACCUAUGAUAAUAUCGCCUUUACAUUAAGGUUGAUGGUAGAUUGUGGAAUUGUCGGUAUGUCCUGGAUAACAUUACCAAAAGGAAAAUAUUCCAUGAUCGAACCGAAUAACAAAGUUUCCUCUUGUCAAUUGGAAGUCUCGAUUAAUUAUCGUAACCUGGUAGCGCACCCUGCUGAGGGUGAUUGGUCUCAUACAGCUCCUUUGCGUAUCAUGUCCUUUGAUAUUGAGUGUGCUGGAAGAAUUGGUGUUUUUCCGGAACCUGAGUAUGAUCCCGUCAUUCAAAUUGCCAAUGUUGUAAGUAUUGCUGGCGCUAAGAAACCAUUCAUUCGUAAUGUUUUUACUUUAAAUACAUGUUCACCCAUAACAGGUUCGAUGAUUUUUUCCCAUGCCACAGAAGAGGAGAUGUUAAGCAAUUGGCGUAAUUUUAUCAUAAAGACAGAUCCUGAUGUUAUUAUCGGUUAUAAUACUUCAAAUUUUGAUAUACCCUACCUUUUAAAUCGUGCAAAGGCGCUGAAGGUGAAUGAUUUUCCAUAUUUUGGAAGAUUGAAAAACGUGAAACAAGAAAUCAAAGAAUCUGUUUUCUCUUCGAAAGCUUAUGGUACUAGAGAAACCAAGAACGUCAAUAUCGAUGGCCGUUUGCAGCUGGAUCUUUUACAAUUUAUUCAACGUGAGUACAAAUUAAGAUCUUACACAUUAAACGCAGUCUCUGCGCACUUUCUGGGUGAACAGAAGGAGGAUGUUCACUACAGUAUCAUUUCUGACCUACAAAAUGGUGAUAGUGAAACAAGAAGAAGGUUGGCUGUUUACUGUCUGAAAGAUGCCUAUUUACCUUUAAGACUUAUGGAAAAGUUAAUGGCUUUGGUUAAUUAUACUGAAAUGGCUCGUGUUACCGGUGUGCCCUUUUCGUACUUAUUGGCUCGUGGUCAACAAAUCAAAGUUGUUUCUCAAUUAUUUCGGAAAUGCUUGGAAAUUGAUACAGUUAUUCCAAAUAUGCAAUCUCAGGCCUCUGAUGAUCAAUACGAAGGUGCCACUGUCAUUGAGCCUAUUCGUGGGUAUUAUGAUGUGCCGAUUGCCACUUUAGAUUUCAAUUCUUUAUAUCCAAGUAUUAUGAUGGCGCACAACCUGUGUUAUACCACUCUGUGCAAUAAAGGAACCGUGGAAAGGUUAAACUUCAAAAUUGAAGAAGAUUACGUGAUUACACCUAAUGGCGAUUAUUUUGUUACUGCAAAAAGGAGGCGUGGUAUCUUGCCAAUCAUCCUGGAUGAACUGAUCAGUGCCAGAAAACGUGCUAAAAAAGAUUUGAGAGAUGAAAAAGAUCCAUUUAAAAGAGAUGUUUUAAAUGGUAGACAAUUGGCUUUGAAGAUUUCAGCUAACUCAGUCUACGGUUUUACUGGGGCGACGGUAGGAAAAUUACCAUGUUUAGCCAUUUCUUCAUCUGUUACUGCAUAUGGUCGUACUAUGAUCUUGAAAACUAAAAAUGCGGUUCAAGAAAAGUACUCCAUCAAGAAUGGUUAUAAGCACGACGCUGUUGUGGUUUAUGGUGAUACUGAUUCUGUUAUGGUGAAAUUUGGCACGACAGAUCUAAAGGAAGCUAUGGACCUUGGUACAGAGGCAGCUAAAUAUGUUUCAACUCUUUUUAAGCAUCCAAUUAACCUAGAAUUUGAAAAAGCAUACUUCCCGUACUUAUUAAUCAAUAAAAAACGUUACGCAGGUUUAUUUUGGACUAAACCUGAUAAGUUUGAUAAGUUGGACCAAAAGGGUCUUGCUUCUGUUCGCCGUGAUUCAUGUUCUUUGGUCUCUAUUGUUAUGAAUAAAGUUUUGAAGAAAAUUCUAAUUGAAAGAAAUGUAGAUGGUGCUUUAGCAUUUGUGAGAGAAACUAUAAAUGAUAUUCUGCACAAUAAAGUGGAUAUUUCGAAAUUAAUCAUAUCAAAAACAUUAGCACCAAAUUACACCAAUCCACAGCCACACGCUGUAUUGGCCGAACGUAUGAAGAGGAGAGAAGGUGUUGGUCCAAACGUUGGUGACCGUGUAGAUUAUGUCAUUAUCGGUGGUAAUGAUAAACUUUAUAAUAGAGCAGAAGAUCCGUUGUUCGUACUAGAAAACAAUAUUCAGGUGGACUCACGCUACUACCUAGCUAAUCAAUUACAAAAUCCAAUCAUUAGUAUUGUUGCGCCUAUUAUCGGUGACAAGCAAGCAAACGGUAUGUUUGUCGUUAAGUCCAUCAAAAUUAACACUGGUUCGCAAAAGGGAGGCUUAAUGAGUUUCAUCAAAAAGGUCGAAGCAUGUAAAAGUUGCAAAGGCCCAUUGAAAAAAGGUGAGGGUCCUCUUUGUUCAAACUGUCUAGCAAGAUCUGGAGAACUGUACAUCAAGGCAUUAUACGAUGUCAGAGACUUGGAAGAAAAAUACUCAAGGUUAUGGACACAAUGUCAAAGAUGCGCAGGCAACUUGCAUAGCGAGGUCUUGUGUUCAAAUAAAAACUGUGACAUUUUUUACAUGCGUGUUAAGGUUAAGAAGGAGCUGCAAGAAAAAGUUGACCAACUAAGCAAAUGGUAA